UGCUCAUCCGAGAGCAGGAUACAUGCUUCUGAACAUCUUUCCUAUCUGAAACAGACCUUGCUCAGAAGCUCUGGAGAAACCAAGCGGAUUGAACUAGAUGCUUGAGGAUGUUACGGAGGAGAACCACCAUAUUGAUUCUAGAGAUCAUGGUUUACAACUUUAGCAAAAACCUGAAGCACCAGGCCUUGUAUGAAAAGGCUGAAACAACACCUAUUUACACACAACAGAAUAAGCAGGUGAUCCAAUGUUAUUUUCAUGAUGUUCAGGAAAAAUGAGCAGACCAUAGAAGAAUAAAUGAGGCUCAGAAUAUAUUUACAGAAUUUUCUGAGAAAUUAUCCCAGUUUAUCACUUUCACAGUAUCAAGGAUUGAACAGCCUUAAAUGCAUGGCAUCUUUGGACGGGGUAAUUGAAAGUUUACUACUUUCUUUCAAGGACAAAAAUCUGCCACUCACAUGGAAUAUAUGAGACAGAAAAUGUUCAGUGCUUGAUAACAAAUGAUCUGGUGAUUAAACUGAACAGAAGUAAUUGCAGAAUCCUUAAACAACUAUUAUUGGGCACAGGAAACCAUUCCAUGAUGAAGGACACAUCGCUCAAUGCCUGUGUUUUUAUUGGGCUUGCAAUCACUGCACUAGUACAAACGGUAGGAAGAAAUAUGGACUGUCCGAAAUCCUGCAUUUGUGAAAUCAGACCAUGGUUCACGCCAAGAUCUAUUUAUAUGGAAGCUCCUACAAUAGAAUGCAAUGAUUUAAACUUGGCUUCACUUCCUCCAAAAAUACCAGCUGAGACCCAAGUUUUGCUACUGCAAAGUAACAACAUUUCAAAAAUCGAGAACAAAAUAGACUAUUUGGUUAACCUUACAGAAAUAGAUUUAUCUCAAAACAAUUUUUUAUCAAUCCGUGAUAUCAACCUGGGAAAAAUGCUUCAGCUAAUGUCACUGCACCUGGAGGAAAAUAAGCUCACAGAGUUGCCUGACAACUGUUUGCUUGGACUCAGCAACCUACAGGAACUUUAUGUUAAUCAUAACCAGAUUUCCAGAAUUGCAAUGGGAGCCUUUAUAGGUCUUAAUACUCUUCUCAGAUUGCACCUUAAUUCCAACCUAUUAACAACGGUUAAAAGCAACUGGUUUGAAGCUAUCCCAAGCUUAGAGAUUCUAACAAUAGGGGAAAAUCCGAUCACUAAAAUUCAAGAGAUGAGCUUCAAACCCCUCAUCAAUCUGAGGAGUUUGGUUUUGGCAGGAAUUAAGCUUUCAGAACUGGGGGACAAUACAUUAGUUGGCCUAAACAAUUUAGAAAGCAUCUCUUUUUAUGACAACAGACUUAUCACCGUGCCCCAUGCAGCUCUUCAAAAAGUUCCAAAUCUCAAAUUCUUGGAUUUGAAUAAAAAUCCUAUUCAGAGAAUACGGCAAGGAGAUUUCAGAAAUAUGUUGCACUUGAAAGAGUUAGGCAUUAAUAAUAUGGCAGAAUUGGUUUCUAUUGACUGUCUUGCUCUCGACAAUUUGCCUGAACUAACAAAAAUUGAAGCAACAAACAACCCAAAACUAUCGUAUAUCCAUCCAAACGCAUUCUACAGAGCUCCCCAACUUGAAACAUUAAUGCUUAACAGCAACGCACUGAGUGCUCUCUACAGAGGCACAGUGGAAUCUUUACCCAAGCUGCAGGAAGUCAGCAUUCAUAGCAAUCCAAUCAGAUGCGAUUGUGUCAUUCGUUGGAUUAACAUGAACAAAACACACAUUCGAUUUAUGGAACCACAGUCUUUGUUUUGUUUUGACCCACCUGAAUUUAAAGGUCAGCAUGUCCGAGAGAUUCCCUUCCGAGAAAUGACAGAUAUGUGCCUUCCGUUAAUAGCAUCAGGAAGUUUCCCUUCUGCUCUAAAUGUAAGCAGUGGGAGCUCAGUAUCUCUACACUGUCGAGCUACAGGACUACCAGAGCCUGAAAUCUACUGGAUCACACCAUCGGGUGAUAAACUUCUGCCUAACACUGCAACCAAUAAAUACAACAUGCAACUUGAAGGAACACUGGAUUUAUUUCAUAUAAGCAACAAUGAAACAGGCUUGUAUACUUGUGUGGCGCACAAUCUGGUUGGAGCAGAUUUGAAGACAGUUCUUAUCACAGUGAAUGGUUCACUUGCACAAUCCAUGAAUGAAUCUCUGAAUAUCAAAAUACAAAAUGUGGCAUCAUAUUCUAUCUUAGUGUCUUGGAAGGCUGUUUCCAACUGUAUGUCAUCAAAUAUCCAAUGGUCUGCCAAAACGAAUUCUGACAGCCCCCAACUUACGUAUACAGCCAGAGUUCCAAUCGAUAUACGUACAUAUAAUCUAACGCAUUUGAACCCGUCAACUGAGUAUGAGGUAUGUGUUCACGUAACUAACCUUCAUCAACAAACUGAAAAGAAAUGUACCAAUGUCACAACAAAUGGAUUGGACUUCGCUGUAAAAUCAAAUGGACAAACUACAACCUCAGCACUUGUGGCUGUCCUUGGUGCAAUGUUUGGUGUCAUUAGCAUGACAUGUCUCUGCUCUUAUGUGACUUGGAGGAUGAAGUAUAAUUCUGGCCACAGCUGUUCAGGAAAGUACAUGCCAAGUCAAGCAAUAUUUCCAUCAAACAACUUCUACCCUCCAAUUAUCAAUAUUUGGGACACAGCAAAAGAGAAGAAAGGACCACUGGAAGUUAAAGCCACGGUAAUAGAUGUAUCAGCAACCUGUUCAUAAAUUGGUGAUAUUUUAAAAUGCCAGUUACAACUGGACUGCUUUUAAACGUUGGAUACAAAAGAAGAAGAAAAA
Chiloscyllium plagiosum (whitespotted bambooshark) is the source of this 2776-nucleotide messenger RNA. Its product is annotated as leucine-rich repeat neuronal protein 3. The record is from RefSeq and is a predicted model, not a curated record. NCBI's taxonomy places the organism in Eukaryota, Metazoa, Chordata, Chondrichthyes, Orectolobiformes, Hemiscylliidae. Gene Ontology annotation, molecular function: protein binding.